UAAACAAACACAACCUUUAGCAUCGCAUAACUCAUAUCCCACCGCGCAAACCACCCGGCCGCAGGAGAUGGAUGUGGCUAUUGGCACCGCAAGCGGACUCAUCGGCAGCGUGCUGCAUCAAUUGUCUGAUGAGUUCAUCCAGGCAUAUGUUGCCAGCUCUGAGCUCGGCCUCAACGCCAAGAAGAUCAAAGAUGAUCUCCUUUUCACGCAAGGGCUGCUGCAUGAAGCCCAGAGGAGGGGCUUGAGCGACAACCCCGGUCUACAGGGGCUUGUGCAGCAGCUCAGCGCCAAGGCCGACAUCGCUGAGGACGCCCUGGAUGAGCUCCACUACUUCAUCAUUCAGGAUCAGCUCGAUGGCACCAAUUAUGCCAAGCCGGAUCUGGGUGAUGGCCUCCAAGGUCAUGCUCGUCAUGGUCGCCAUGCUGUUCGCUACACUGUCGGUAACUGGCUCAAUUGCUUUUCUUGUUCGCCUUUGAAAGAUGAUGGUGCUGCUAGUACCGAUGUUACAAGCAAAUCACACAACACUAUCAAUCUUGAUAGUAGCAAUGCUGGUGCAAUUGAUAAGCUCACAUUCGAUAGAGUUGCCAUGUCCAAGAAAAUUAAGUCAGUAAUUGAGGAAAUACACUCCCUCUGUUAUCCUGUCUCCAAGUUGCUCACCAUAACUCCACACCAAAGCAACAGUACAAGUGUCGACAUUAACCGUCCUCUCGUGGGGUCAACGUCGAUGGAAAACAAAUUAUAUGGAAGGAGUGUCAUUUUUGAGCAAACUAUAAAAGAUAUCACUGCUGGCACUUAUCAUGGUGAAACACUUUAUGUUCUUCCUAUAGUCGGUCCUGGUGGUAUAGGAAAAACAACUUUAACACAACACUUGUAUAAUGAUAAAAGGACUGAAGAACACUUCACUGUUAGGGUUUGGGUAUGUGUUUCAACUGAUUUUGAUGUGCUUAAGCUCACCCAACAGAUCCAUAGUUGCAUACCUGCAGCUGAAAAGGGAGAAAUGAACAUUGCCGAUGAAACAACCAAUUUAGACCAGCUUCAGAAAUCCAUUGCAAAUAGAUUGAAGUCGAAAAGGUUUUUAAUUGUCUUGGAUGAUGUAUGGAAAUGUGAUAGUGAUUAUGAGUGGAACAGCCUAGUAGCUCCGUUCACAAAGGGAGAAGCCAAAGGCAGCAUGGUUAUUGUCACAACACGAUUUCCCAAAAUAGAACAAAGGGUCAAGAAGGCAACUAGUCCCAUAAACUUGCAAGGUUUGGAUCCGGAUGAGUUCUUCGAGUUCUUCCUAGCAUGUGUAUUUGGUGAAAGCAAACCUGAUCAGCAGUGCAAUGAAUUAAUUGAUACUGGCAAAAAGAUUUCACAGAAAUUGAAGUGUUCACCACUAGCAGCCAAAACAGUUGCUCGAUUACUGAAGAAAGACCUUUCUUGGGACCAUUGGAGGAAAGUUCUUGAAAGCAAUGAGUGGCAAAAUCAAACAAACAAAGAUGAUAUUAUGCCAGCCCUAAAAAUUAGCUACGAUUACCUUCCUUUCCACCUCAAACAAUGUUUUUCAUAUUUUUCCCUUUUCCCUGAAGAUCAUAGGUUCAAUGCUAUAUAUAUUAAUCGCUUUUGGACCGCACUAGGCAUCAUAGACUCUAGCUACAAAAAUAGGAAUUACUUAGAAGAACUAGUGGACAAUGGUUUUCUCAUGAUUGAAGUUGAUGAUUUAGAGGGUCAGUGUUAUGCAAUGCAUGACUUAUUGCAUGAGCUAUCUCGGAGUGUUUCAUCCCAAUAUUGUACCAAUAUAAGCAGUUUUAGUUUUAGUGCCAACGAGAUCUCACAAUCCAUCCGACACUUGGCUAUCACCAUAGAAGAUAGGUAUGAUGAGAAUUUUAAGCAAGAAAUGGCCAAAUUGAAGAGCAGGAUACAUAUAAGAGGUCUGCGGACUUUGAUGAUUUUUAGAGGAUACAAUGAAUGGAUCGAUGAGAUUCUAAGGGACACAUUUAGUGAAAUAGAGGGUAUCCGUGUCCUAUUUAUACCAACGGAAUCUACAGAGUCUUUGCCAAAAAAAUUCUCAAAACUUCUGCACCUUCGAUACCUAAAAAUUAUAUCACCUUAUAAGCACGUAGGUAGUUUACCUAGCACAAUACCAAGAUUUUACCACCUAAUAUUAUUAGACCUACAAGAUUGGAAGGGUAGUUCUGAUUUGCCGAAAUACUUUAGCCGUCUUGUGAAUUUACGCCAUUUCAUUGCUGGUACGGAACUCCACUCCAAUGUUCCCGAGGUUGGAAAGAUAGCGCAUCUGGAGGAGCUAAAAGAAUUCCAUGUUAAGAAAGAGGGUGUUGGGUUUGAGCUGGAAGAGCUGGGGAAAUUGAAAGAACUUGGUGGAGGACUCGCGGUAUUUAAUCUUGAAAAGGUGGCAACCAAAGGUGAAGCUAACAAAGCCAAUCUGUCUUUGAAAAAGAAUCUGAAAGGACUGGCACUAGUUUGGGGUCCAAAAGAUCCAAACUGGGUUACCGAGCCACUUGCUAUUUUGGAUGAUGAUGUUGCUGAUGGUCUUCAACCACAUGAUAAUCUGAGAGAACUUGGCAUUUUAAGACAUGGGGGUGCUGGUCCUCCCAGUUGGUUGUGCUGUGACAUACCCAUGAGAUAUUUGGAGCGUCUAGCUCUAGAGGGCGUGUCUUGGGGCAUUCUUCCACCUUUUGGGCAGUUAACAUAUCUCAAGAGACUAAGUUUGAAGAGGAAUGCCAGAGUGUGUCUUAUAGGACCUGAUUCUGGUACAGGUAGAAACCAAAGUUUCAUGCACCUGAAGGAAGUUGCCAUUUCUGACAUGCCACUUCUGGAAAGGUGGACUGUGGAGCCUAACUGCCAUCUGUUUCCAGUGCUUGAAACAAUCAAGUGCAGUGAUUGUCCUAAUCUCCUUUCACUGCCCUUUUUCCCAGAGUGCUCUGUGCCUUGUACACAAGGCAUACACUGUCCCAACCUAUAUGUACUAGAGAUUACUGAAUGCCCUGAGCUGUUCGUGUCGCCCAUCCCUCCUGCCCCUAAACUAAAACACAUUAAAAUAAAAGAUACUCAUCGGAGUGUGACAUUGGAGAGAGAGGAAAGGAAUUUGUUCGAAGAGGGGGGUUGGAAUCUAGAGGAGGAUGUGUUGAAUUUGAUUUGCUACAUCGGUGCACUAGCCAUCCACAAUAUGGGAAAUUUAAGGAAGCUUAUUUGUCGUCAUGUGUCAAUAACCUCUUUCACAGAGCUCCAAAAGGCAACUUCCCCCAGGGAGCCUCACCCUACUAGUUCUGAAUGCUCGGGCGUAAAGUCAAUCAGUUUCGCCAACAGCGAGAUGUUAACAGUGGAUGGGUUCAAUCCUCUCAUCACAUCUGUCAGCGUAAAGGAAUUAGGGAUCUGGAAUGAUGAGAAUUAUCCCGGCUCUAUAGCGGUGGAUCUGCUCUCAGAGGUGGCAAUAAGAAGCAAACAAUUGCCUGCAGGAUCCUUCCCAUUGGAGCAACUCCGAGUGCAUAGCAUCUCAGCUGUGCUUGUUACUCCAGUCUGCAGCCACCUCGCUGCUACCCUCCAUAAAUUAACUAUGUUUUGCGAUCAGCGGGUAGAAAGCUUCACAGAAGAGGAAGAGCAAGCACUUCAGCUCCUUACCUCCCUCCAAAUCCUGAUAAUUUCAGAGUGUCCAGCUCUGCCGUCACUCCCUCGAGUGUUACACACACUUUCUUCUCUCAGAGAACUAGAAGUCUUGGAUUGCCCUGAGAUCCGGUCGCUGCCUAUGGGGGGCCUCCCCACUUCACUGCAAAAGAUUAAGGUAGACUGUUGCGCUGAUGGGCUACGCAAGCAAGCCAAGAAACUAGGAAAAUCAAACCCAGAAUUACGGGUGAUUACCUAUUGAGAGUGACUAGGAACAGCUACUCUCGUUCCAACUGCAGUGUGUACAUAAGUUGUGAGUCCUUUCAGGCUUCAGCCUACUCUUCUGAUGAUGACACUUUCCUGUGCAUGCCAAAUCCAUCAGCCGUUGUUGCAGCUCUGGACCGGCAUGUCUCGUCUCGUGUUACAGGCUUACAGCGCACCGCUCUGCUGGUACUUGUUGGGUUGGAGCACUACAUGCCGUUUGCAUGUUUAGCAGCUGUAUGUGUGGUACGAAUCCAAACAUGGACCCUAGCUACGUCGAGGAACAUUGAUCCAGAUCAUGCAGGCGUCUGCAAUGCAAUGCACGACAACUUGGUUCCUCCUUCUAUUGAUCCUGCUUCCACUGCGAGUGACGCGUACAUGCAUGUGCAGUGUUCUCGUCAGACAGACCGGCCCCCAAGCCGCAGCUGGUAAUAACUCCCGCCUGCAUGUAGAACAGUACAAGUGACCCAUCUUCUUUGCUUCCGGUUGUAUAUGGCGAACCUUUUGCAGAGAAGCCGGCUGACGGUGCAUGCACUUCUCAACUUGAGGAUGAAGGCCGAGAUGUACAGCACUGUUGCGGCUGUCGUUUCGGUUGGUCGCUUGUGGUUUCAUCCCGCUCCUCGUGCUACAAGUCGCCGCAAGCUGAAGGUGGCAACAGCCUCCCACUCUGCAGUCCACAGCGUGACCACCCCCGCCAGUACUCCAUCUCCUGUCGCCUGCCGUGGACUCCUAUCUCGCCGCCUGCUUACGACACCUGCCAUGGACACCCAUUCAUCUAUGCGGCCUCCUGCCAACGUUCAUCACAUCACUCAUCAAGACUAACCAGCAGAGGCACCCCUCCGCCGUGCCUCUGAAGCUGUUUGGCUCCCUUUCCCUUUGCCUGCUCCAGUUGCGAGCUAGGGGCUGUAAACAACUGAAACCCGAGCGGAUCUUCGUCCUGUGUUACCUUUCAGAAAACUUUCCACAUGUGAAACGCGACUAGGGAAGCUAACUGUUGUAUUGUCUGGAGGACAGCUAGCCUGCAAUCGACAUAUAUUUUGCUUCAUCAGAUACAAAUACAAUCAAGAUACUUGAUUCGACUUCUUUUUUUUCUUUUUCUGUUUGGAUACCUGUCUAUUCCUUCAGGUUCAGACGUUGAGAAGAGGAACUGGGUGGUUCUGAUUAAAUCCGAAUAAUGUGUUCUGUUUGUAUGAUGCACUCUUAUAUAGCUUUAGCACUGCUUUACCUGUA
This is a messenger RNA of Hordeum vulgare subsp. vulgare (domesticated barley), 5088 nucleotides long. RefSeq names its product putative disease resistance protein RGA3. The coding region runs from base 68 to 3859 and encodes 1263 amino acids. Gene Ontology annotation, molecular function: ADP binding. The transcript is spliced from 4 exons. The record is from RefSeq and is a predicted model, not a curated record. Lineage: Eukaryota; Viridiplantae; Streptophyta; Magnoliopsida; Poales; Poaceae. Gene Ontology annotation, biological process: defense response to other organism.